AUGCAGACUCGUGUCAGAUGUAAUGGGAGGAUUUUCCUGGCUGUUUGUAUAAUCCUCUUUAUGGGAUACACAGCACAAGGUGUUCCAGUGCAGAAAGCAAGAUUCCAGAGGGUAAGAUGCAGACCUGACAUCUUGUCUGCUAACUGCAUUGAAGAAAAAGGACCGUUGUUUGAAAUUUCUGAAAGUGGAGCUAACAGAAUCCUCCCUCCCAAGGCUGAUCCAUUUCUGGUGAAGAGAUUUCAGGAGCAACCUGAUAUUUUCUCACUUUAUGGUGAGGAAUCUGGAUCUGGGGCUGACGACAUACCUGAAACAGAAUCAGAAUCUGGGUCAGGAAUUAAUUACAAUGUUGAGUAUCCUAACUUGUCAUCUUCUGGCAUGGUGCAAAAAGAGGAGUUGAAGCAGGAACUAACAAAUGAAGAUUUAAUGCUGUGA
Emys orbicularis (European pond turtle) is the source of this 432-nucleotide messenger RNA. It is a transcript of the gene SRGN, whose product is annotated as serglycin. The record is from RefSeq and is a predicted model, not a curated record. NCBI's taxonomy places the organism in Eukaryota, Metazoa, Chordata, Testudines, Emydidae. Bases 1 to 432 code for a protein of 143 amino acids. The transcript has 3 exons.